Messenger RNA from [Candida] anglica, 2328 nucleotides. The record is from the annotation of a GenBank genome assembly. Lineage: Eukaryota; Fungi; Ascomycota; Pichiomycetes; Serinales; Debaryomycetaceae.
GCCAAGAUUUGGCUGCAACUAUUUAAUUAACAAAUCGCCAGAUGAUAUUCAUGGCCGUUGAUAAUUAGAAUCUUUCAUCUUAACAUAUAUAACUGAAGGACUAACGCGUUCAAUAGAUGCCCUUAACCAAGAAAAAUUUUGGUGAAACUCUCUCGGUAAGAUUGAAAGAUGGGUUGCACUCGGAUAUUGAAGUAUCCGCCUUUGGGAAGUCUUAUAAGCUCCACAAACUUCUUCUCCGUGCCAGUGGCUACUUUAACAACUUAUUUGAUGGUUCGUGGAAUGACUCUACGGGUGUUCACAAACUAUCACUAGAAGGCUGUAGCAAAUAUAUCACCGACAGGGGCUUCAAAUAUUGUAUUGACUUCUUGUAUGGAGUAAAUAUCAUUUUCCAAGAAGGUGAGUAUGACAACUUCCUCGACGUCAUUGAAACGGCUCAGUACUUGGAUAUUCCCGAACUCGUUAGAACGGCAACCCUUCAUGUCAUUUGCACUUUUUCUAUGUCUAAUAUAGCUUCAUAUCUUGACUUCGCAUAUGAAGGUGAUUGUGGGGUUAGAAUUGCUAUUAUCCACCUGAUUGUGAAUUUAUUGUGCAAUUCGGGAUGGGAGGCUGAUAUUAAUAAUUGGAUAGGUAUUCCCCCUGAUGUUAUUAGACGAGCUCUCAGUUCAGAUGCAUUUUUCGUUCCCAAUGAAUGGGAGAGAGUUUUGUUUUUAAUAAAGCUUUCCUUUGCUUUCAAGCAUAUCGUUGACCAUGAAGAAUGGCCCAAAUAUCACAAAGUGUUCAAAGAAUUGUUUAAGUAUCAUAUCUAUUAUACUAAUUUGAGUUCCCCUCAAUUAAAUACUUUGCAAGAGUACUCCGAGGAUAAGUUGAAGGAUCUUGAUAUAUUAGACGCUGAAGUUAUUCGAAAAUCGUUAUGGCAACAGGGAGAAAUACAGAGACGUAUAAUAAAGACCACAGGCUUAAAGGUUGGAUUCUGUGAGAACCAGAUAUUCAGAAAGGAUUCUACUAUGGCAGAUAUAUGCAAAAAGGGUAAGUCUGUAGUAAACCAAGAUUUCCUGUUCUUUACGGGAACUCUAGAUUCAAUUGAAAGAAGAAUAUUACAAAACAAUGGCAACAAAUCUAAAGAUUUGACCAAAUAUUCUACAGAUGAGCUGAUUGACAAGAUUUAUCAUGUUUCAUCUGUCCCUCCCUUAAGAUGUUCUAUCGUGAUAAAUGACUCAGACAAGCUUUCAGAAGGCAUGAAUUACUUCUAUAAAGCAGGUGACUACCUUGGAAAUACAUGGUGGCAUAUGAUUCUGAGAUCUAAAGUUGGAUCAAAGAAGGGAAAGUCAAAUGUAUCAUAUUUUUUGCUGUUUCAUAAGGAUACUCCCCCGAAUAUCAACUACUUUAAAUUCAAAAGUAAGCCUGUCAUCUUGGUUACCCUGGAAAAUCAAAUCAAAGAAUUUGAAUCUCUGGAAGGACUCCUGUCCACUGAACUAGAAAAUUAUGGUCGACAGGCUCGCAUGUUGGAUUUGUCUGAUUUCAACAAGGAUUCUACAACUUCCCAAUUCCCAUUAUUGGCUCACGACCUGAGAAGUACUCUAUCAGCGGUCUACGGUCUAUAUUUACAUAUAACAGAAGAAAAUGUUAUGCAGUAUAAAGGUUACAACCAUGAUUAUAUAGAAACGAUUGGUUUGGGUACAUUACUGGUUUUUCAACUGAAGAAGAACGAGUGUACAGGCAGCAUUAUAAAAGGAGGUACAAGCAUUAAGGCUACUAUGGUGCUCAAUAUAUUCUGAGUAUAACACUUCCCGAGCUUAAUUUGCAAGCUGGCUUCUAACUUAUGUAGAAGUAUCAGUUAAACAUUAUUUAAAUGAAAACGCUACUGGAUAUAUGAAGUUGCUUCAUUGUGUAGUUUCCUAAUUUGAUCCCGGUGAGUUAAAAAACAGCUAAAGUCGGUAAUUCUUUCCAUUAUGUACGUAUGGAGUAACUAUAAGGUUAUUUCAGAGAACCGCCAAGAUUUGGCUGCAACUAAUUAAUUAUACUCGCCAGAUGAUAUUCAUGGCCGUUGAUAAUUAGAAUCGUUCACCUUAACAUAUAUAACUGAAGGACUAACGCGUUCAAUAGAUGCCCUUAAUCAAUGAAAGUAUUACUGAAGCUCUCUCGGUAAGAUUGAAAGAUGGGUUGCACUCGGAUAUUGAAGUAUCCGCCUUUGGGAAGUCUUAUAAGCUCCACAAACUUCUUCUCCGUGCCAGUGGCUACUUUAACAACUUAUUUGAUGGUUCGUGGAAUGACUCCACGGGUGUUCACAAACUUUCGCUAGAAGGCUGGCUGUAGCAAAUACAUCACCGA